Messenger RNA from Penaeus chinensis, 1683 nucleotides. RefSeq lists its product as uncharacterized. The transcript has 8 exons. NCBI's taxonomy places the organism in Eukaryota, Metazoa, Arthropoda, Malacostraca, Decapoda, Penaeidae. The record is from RefSeq and is a predicted model, not a curated record. Bases 57 to 1589 code for a protein of 510 amino acids.
AGGAGAGUCCUUCCUUCACAUCCUCGACGUCCCACAAAGUUUCGAAGACCGCACGCAUGGCCAACUUGAGCGGCCAGAUCAAGGGCGCCGCCUAUUGCCUCCUCCUGUAUUUCCUCGUCGUCAUCGUCUUCUACAAGCCUUCUCCGCCUCCUUCACACGUCCUCGAGAAAUCCGUCGACAGUAGAGUACUAGAAGAACGUCUUAUGUCGGUGGCUCGGCGGGGUGGCAUCGCUGCGGCAUGGCAAGAGGGCCAGGCGUCGGGAGUGGCACUGUCGAAGGAAGACCCAAGCAAAGGCUCCUCCUCACUACAGGGCCAACAGUGCCAGGCCAUGUUCACUGUGGAGAAGGACGGGGAGAUUUGGCCGGAUGAUGGCCCUUACACAAAGCUGAGCGACCAGCUGCCAUCUCUCCUGAUCAGCUGGGCGCGCGAGAACAGCAGCGCAACAGCUUCCGUUUACCCCGCGACGCGCCUCAGCUUCCUCAAUGGUUCCGUCCCUUACGUCCCCUGCAAGAUUCGCCAAUACGACGUGCCUGACCUGAGUUCCUGCAGCGCGGCCAGGUCAUCUCGGGGCAAAAAGACCUGGAUCGCUUUCGUCGGCGACUCGAACGGCAGGCAGAAAGUCCACUCUUUUGUCUAUUUCCUUCCCCCUGACCUUGAAUACACUUUUUUCCUCGGCGAACAAAAGGUAACCCGCGAGGAGUUCCUGGCCUCCGUCGCUCACCACCGCCACCGCCCUCUGACUUUCGAUAUCCUUGGGCGCCGAAGGAAUGAUUCAAAUCACACGACGGAGAGAGAUCCUACUCAUAAUCCUGUCUUAACGACGGACGAGGAUAUCUUCAGUGCCUUUGAAGAACCUUACGAUCACCUGGCUUUCAACAGCACCUUGUUCCCCCUCCACGAGUCGGACGUCCCCCUCGAGUCGUAUGAGCUGAGGGUGACCUUGGUGUGGGCUCCGCUGGCGUCGGCAGUUCUGUCUCCCUUGGCAGAGGAGAGAAUGAGAGUCGACAAGUUGAAGGAGUGGGAGAAACAAGAGGUUAUUCCCGAUGUUAUUGUUGUGGGAUUCGGAACGUGGAUGAUGCUGAUGAAAAAGUUCAAAGAUGAACUGGUCCCUUACACUGAAGCCGAGUCCCUGGUUCGUCCCAUUGUGGCCCAAUUAACUCACCUGGCUGCGAGAACACCUGUCUUGUGGUGGCAUCAAAGUCGGUACCGUUGGUUUAAUUUCGAGAACAAUAUUGCUGGAGAGGAGAAGGAAGCUCUUUUGUGGCAUAAGAAAGUUGACAUCAACCAAUUCAGUGACGGAAUUCCCUUCAUGGAUGCUUGGCUCUGGCUGACUUCACUGAGAGGCACCGGCAUGUGGCAGUGGGACUCGACAGUGCCAUUCAACCUCGCCAACCACCGUGAGUGCCUUCGCCUAAGAUCCUCGGGGCUGGCUGAAGAAAACAUAUAUUAUGGCAAAUGGUGGAACUGCCAGGAUGUCCAUCACUCAUCUUACGAGACGAAUGCCGACGAGAUACAGAUGCUGCUAAAUCUUCUGUGCAAUCCUUAUCUCGCUCCCGAGAGUCGAUACUGCUGCUCCGGUGUACAGUAGGGAAUGAUAGCUUGGUAGUUUUAUCAUUUGUUUUGUCUUUGUUGUUGUUGUUGUUGUUGUUGUGGGAUGAAUGAAUGUUUGUUUGUGUGUUUUG